AUGGUGCCGGUUCGCUGGCUGGCUUUUGCGCUUGCGCGCAACUGGCCUGGGCAGAAUAUGAUGAAGACCUGGGGCCGUCCUGACCCAAAGCAGCUCCCUUUUCCCUCCAGCGCCUACAAACCCAGCGGAGCCAUCAAGCCCCCUCCAGUCAUUAUGCCCUUCGGAGUGUUGCGGGUACUGAGUGUUAUGAUUACCUUUUUCUGUUUUGGGACGUACAUAAGCAAGACUUUCGUCAGCUUCCUCGAGGAGAAGUCUUUCUUUUCCCUAGAUUUUGAUGAUGAUGAUGAUGAUUUUUAG
Messenger RNA from Antechinus flavipes (yellow-footed antechinus), 297 nucleotides. Its product is annotated as essential MCU regulator, mitochondrial-like. Gene Ontology annotation, biological process: mitochondrial calcium ion homeostasis; calcium import into the mitochondrion. The transcript has a single exon. The coding region runs from base 1 to 297 and encodes 98 amino acids. NCBI's taxonomy places the organism in Eukaryota, Metazoa, Chordata, Mammalia, Dasyuromorphia, Dasyuridae. Gene Ontology annotation, cellular component: mitochondrial inner membrane; uniplex complex. The record is from RefSeq and is a predicted model, not a curated record.